This is a messenger RNA of Racocetra persica, 1105 nucleotides long. The record is from the annotation of a GenBank genome assembly. NCBI's taxonomy places the organism in Eukaryota, Fungi, Glomeromycota, Glomeromycetes, Diversisporales, Gigasporaceae.
AAUGUUAAUAAAAAAAACUUUUUUAAACAAUAUCUUAAACGAUCCAUUAUAACCACUACUUCUUUAGAAAAACCUGUGUUUAUAACAACACCAAUUUUUUAUGUAAAUGCUGUACCACACAUUGGUCAUUUAUAUUCUGCCGUAAUGGCUGAUAGUCUUAAAAGAUAUUAUGAACUUAAUGAUAAACGAGUUAUACUUAGUACAGGAACCGAUGAGCACGGAUUAAAGAUACAACAAGCCGCCGCAAAAGUGAAUCAAAGUCCGCAAGAAUUCUGUGAUAACGUAUCUAAAAGAUUCCGUGAACUUUUCGAUAUUGCAAAUAUAAGUUAUACUACUUUUAUACGUACAACAGAACAGAAACAUAAAGACGCGGUAAAGUUUUUUUGGGAACAACUUGUUAAUAAUGGAUAUAUAUAUAAAGGUAUUCAUGAAGGUUGGUAUUCAGUAUCUGAUGAAGCUUUUUAUAAUGCGUCACAAGUACAAAUUUCAAAUUUGGAUGAAAAAAUUGCGAAUGUGUCGGAAUCUGGACAGUUAGUUGAAUGGACUGAAGAAGUGAAUUUUAAAUUUCGUCUUUCAAAAUGUAAAGAUGAAUUAUUAAGAUGGUUGGAUGAAAAUCCAAAUGUAAUUACACCAUUAAAUCGUUUCAAUGAAGUUAAAGCUUUUAUAAAUGGUGAUUUGGCUGAUAUAUCUGUGUCUAGACCUCAAUCAAGAUUGUAUUGGGGAAUCUCUGUACCUGAAGAUUCGAAUCAAACGAUAUAUGUUUGGUUGGACGCAUUAAUUAAUUAUUUGACUAUUACUGGCUAUCCUUGGCCAUCUCAAGAAAAUAUUGCAAACAAUCAUUCUAUGAGUGGUUGGCCUGCUGAUGUUCAUAUUGUUGGAAAAGAUAUAAUACGAUUUCAUGCGGUUUAUUGGCCUGCCUUUUUAAUGGCUGCAAAGUUACCACUUCCAAAAAAGAUUUUCGCGCAUUCACAUUGGAUGAUGAAUAAACAUAAAAUGUCUAAAAGUCGUGGAAAUGUUGUUGAUCCAUUUACAGUAAUGAAAGAAUUCGGUGUUGAUACCAUUCGUUAUUAUUUAAUGAGAGAUGGUGGUAUUUCUGAUGAUGGAU